This is a messenger RNA of Arabidopsis lyrata subsp. lyrata, 372 nucleotides long. RefSeq lists its product as uncharacterized. The record is from RefSeq and is a predicted model, not a curated record. Bases 45 to 254 code for a protein of 69 amino acids. Lineage: Eukaryota; Viridiplantae; Streptophyta; Magnoliopsida; Brassicales; Brassicaceae. The transcript has 2 exons.
ACAAGAGCCUUAUCUUCAAAGUUUGGUUCAGAGAAGAGAAGAAAAUGGAAGGGCUAAGUCAUAUCGCACUCCCUGUUCUUGGAAUUGUCGCAGUCUCCGUCGUAACCUUCUAUGCCGUUAGCUUUGCCGAGAUCAGAGAGAAAUCGUUUAAAGAUGUGUACGACUCGGAAAAUGAAGUUGGGUUCAAGACUUCUCUAAGUUCAAGGGAGAGAAGAUCAAGAAGAGAAGCAAAUAAAAAACGCCCUCGAUCUUGAUUCCAAAAUCCAGGCUGAUUUGAUCGCGUUCCAUGAUAAUGGAUGUUCUCCAAUCAAGAAACUCUCUUAAUCCCUUGAUCGUUUUUUUUCUCAAUGUUAUAUAAAUCUCUAUACUAUU